Molecule: messenger RNA, 3759 nt
Organism: Henningerozyma blattae CBS 6284
Lineage: Eukaryota; Fungi; Ascomycota; Saccharomycetes; Saccharomycetales; Saccharomycetaceae
Gene: UTP22
Product: rRNA-processing protein UTP22
Exons: 1
Coding region: 1-3759 (1252 amino acids)
Biological process (GO): rRNA processing; tRNA export from nucleus
Cellular component (GO): small-subunit processome; CURI complex; UTP-C complex
Source: RefSeq, a predicted model, not a curated record
AUGGCUGCUGUUAAAAGAAAGGCUAGUCAUGAUUCUGAUGCUUCUGAUAUUAAAAGCAAAACUAAUAUUAAACUAGCUAAGAUAGACAACUCAAAGCUUAAAAAUAAUCAAGAAGUAGAAAAAGUUAAAGAUCAUGAGAAAGAAGAAGAAGAAGAAGAAGAAGAAGAAGAAGAAGAAGAAGAAGAAGACAACGAAGACAACGAAGACCAACUUAAAGAAGGAAACUCAGAUAAAAAACCUGCUUCAAGAACAACUGCUCAAGAUAUUCAAAUAGCUAGAGAGACAGCUGAAUUAUUUAAAUCUAAUAUCUUCAAAUUACAAAUCGAUGAGUUGUUGAACCAAGUUAAAGUUAACCCAAACCAUGUUUCAAAGCUAGAAAAAUUCUUACAUAAACUAUACGACGUUCUACAAUUAAUUCCAGAUUGGAAAGAAUCGUCUUUAGCAGAUGUAGAAACUUAUUUCGAUGAUAAAACAGUCAAGAUUCCAUUUGCCGAUCCAAAACCUAUUGCAUCUUCCACAAACUAUAAAUUUAAUUAUAAAUCUCCAGACCAAGUGUCUCUAAUUGGUUCAUUCCCAUUAAAGACUUUUAUAAACCAACCAAAUGGCAAUUCCAUAGAUAUUUUAUUAACAAUGCCCAUAGAGCUGUUUGAUAAAAAGGAUUUCUUAAAUUUUAGAUGUCUUCAUAAGAGAAGUGUUUAUUUAGCUUACUUGACACAUCAUCUAUCUUCAUUGUUAGCAAAGGAUUCUUCUUUAAAAGAUUUAUUAAAUUUGGAAUACACCUAUCUUAAUAAUGAUCCACUAUUACCAAUUUUAAAAUUAUCAUGUUCUAAUGAAACAAAUUCUAAAAAAGAAUCUCCCUAUAAUUUCCAAAAGACAAAUUUCUCCAUAAAUUUAAUCAUUGGCUUUCCAUUUAAAGCAUUUGAUACUAAAAAAUUAUCUCCCAAAAAAAAUUGUAUUAGAGUAGCCAUAGAAAAGGACUCAAAUAAUAAUUCUUCAUCACAUUCAGCAUUACCUCCAACGUUAUUAUAUAAUUUCUCCGUUUUAUCAUCUUCAAGCCAUGAAAUAUAUUUGAAAUAUUUAUAUAAAACCAAAAAAAUCACCGAGUCUUUCCAAGAAGCUACAAUAUUAGGUAGACUAUGGCUAAAUCAACGUGGGUUCAGUUCAAGUUUAGCCCAUUCAGGCUCAUUAGGUGGAUUUGGUUCAUUCGAAUUUUCUCUAUUAAUGGCUGCUCUAUUAAACGGGGGUGGUAUUAAUGGUAAUAAGAUAUUAUUGCAUGGGUUUUCCUCUUAUCAAUUAUUUAAGGGUGUUAUCAAAUACUUAGCUACAAUGGAUCUUUCUUCAAAGGGUCAUUUACAUUUCCAUUCCAUGCCAUCAACUUCCUCAUCAGAUGAUUCAACAAAUGCUCAUUUCCAUACUUCAAAAUACACAGAGGAAUCUUUUAAUUUCCCAACCAUCUAUGAUAGAUCAACCAAUAUUAAUAUUCUAAGUAAAAUGUCAAUUGAGUCUUAUAAGAUUUUAAAACUAUAUGCCACUGAAACUUUAAAGAUGUUAAAUAACGUGGUACAAGAUCAAUUUUCAAAUGUUUUCUUAACUAAUAUCAAUAAAUUAGAUAAUAUAAAAUAUGAUUUAGUUUAUGAUUUAUCAUUCCCUGUAGCAUCUCUAAAAGUUGCCAUGAAUGAAUUGUAUGAAGAUUUUGGUCCUUUUGAAAGAAUAAAAUUUAUAACUUUUGAAAAUUUCUUGGUGGAUAAAAUUUCUAAAAUCAUCAAAUUCUCCUUAGGUGAUAGAAUUACUACUUUCGAAAUACAACUGUUGGGACAAAAGUCUUCGUUCCCCAUCACAAGAAGAAAAAUUUAUCACUCUAAAAAUCUGAUUGCCAAUUUUACUGCAAUUAGAAUCAAAUUAUUAACAAAUCCAGCAGAAUCGGAAAAACUAGUGACAAGAGGCCCAGCUCAUUCAGAAGAACCAACUGAAGAGGCAAUUAAUUUCAAAAAUUUCUGGGGCAUCAAAUCUUCGUUACGUCGAUUCAAAGAUGGGUCAAUUACUCAUUGUUGUAUAUGGCAAACAUCUUCAUCUGAACCAGUAAUUUCGUCUAUUUUGAAAUUUGUUCUCCAAAGUCACUUAUUCGAAAAUGUUACAAUUAAUGAUACAAUUACAAAACAAUUCCAAGAUUUAUUACCAUUACCAAAUCUUCCUGCAAGUUCUAAAACUUCAAUUUUGAAUUUAUCAAGCUAUUUCAAUUUGAAGAAAUCUUUUGAUGAAUUAUACAAAGUCCUUUUCAAAAUGCAAUUACCUUUAUCAAUUAAAUCCAUCCAACCAGUUGGCUCGAAAUUUAGAUAUACUUCUUUAUGCCAACCUGUUCCAUUUGCUUAUUCUGAUCCAGAUUUCUUCCAAGAUGUUAUUUUGGAAUUUGAAACCUCUCAAAAAUGGCCAGAUGAAAUUACUUCUUUAGAAAAGUCAAAAUCUGCCUUCUUAUUGAAAAUCCAUGAACAACUUAAUACAGAACACAGUGAUAAAUUUAAAUCGUUUUUCACUCGUGAUGAAUCAAUUCCUUAUAAUUUGGAAAUAACUAUUUUAAAUAUUUUAACCCCAGAAGGUUAUGGUUUUAAGUUUAGAGUUUUAACUGAACGUGAUGAAAUCUUGUAUUUAAGAGCUAUUUCAAAUGCAAGAAAUGAAUUAAAACCUGAAUUAGAAAACACUUUCUUAAAAUUUACUGCUAAAUACUUAGCUUCUGCUAGACAUACAAGAACUAUUGAAAAUAUUUCACACUCUUAUCAUUAUUAUUCUGCAACUGUUAGACUAUUUAAAAAAUGGCUGGAUAUUCAUUUAUUAUUAGGACAUUUAAGUGAUGAACUAGUUGAAUUGAUUGCAAUGAAACCUUUUGUUGACCAUUCACCAUACCUAAUUCCUGGUUCUCUUGAAAACGGGUUCUUAAAAAUUUUAAAAUUUUUAAGUCAAUGGAAUUGGAAGGAAGACCCUUUAAUUUUAGAUCUAAUAAAGCCUGAGGAAGAAUUCGAAAGUGGUUUUGAAACUAGUAUUGGUGGUUCAGACUUAGAUUCUAAAACAUUAAAAAAGUUAUCAGAAAAACUUACAUUAGCUCAAUAUAAGGCUAUACAAUCUAAUUUUACCAACUUGAGAAAAAGUGAUCCACAUGGUUUAAACAUUCAAUUCUUUAUUGCUUCUAAGAUUGAUCCUAGUGGUUUAUUAUACUCUAGUGGUAUUCCGCUACCAAUUGCCACUCGUGUGACAGCAUUGGCUAAAGUUGCAGUCAACAUUUUAGAGACUCACGGACUAAACAAACAAACUGUUGAUUUAUUAUUUACUCCUGCAUUAAAGGAUUAUGAUUUUGUUGUCCAAUUAAAAGCACCAAAACCAUUAAAAGCCUCUUGUGGUAUAUUGGAAAACACUGAAUUCAAGAAUUUAUCUCAAUUACCAACCAAAUUUCCAUCUGAUUUAGAUUCUAUCUCUGAGAAGAUGGAUCCAACUUAUCAGUUAGUUAAGUAUUUAAAUAUGAAAUACAAAAACAGCAUUAUCUUUUCUAGUCAUAAAUAUAUGGGGGCCAAUGGUGGAGAAAAUGGAGAUAAAAAUGUUAUUACAGCAUUAAUUAAACCAAUGUUUAAACAAGACCAUGCUUUUAAGGUGAACAUUGAUUGUAAUAUCAAGCCUGUCGAUCAAGAACAUGUUUCAUUGAACAAAGAAGCAAUAUUCCAUGAAAUAGCUGCCUUUGGUAAUGAGUUUGUGGUUGAAUUUGAAACAAAAUAA